Molecule: messenger RNA, 531 nt
Organism: Triticum urartu
Lineage: Eukaryota; Viridiplantae; Streptophyta; Magnoliopsida; Poales; Poaceae
Source: RefSeq, a predicted model, not a curated record
AUGGUCAGCAUCAACUCCUAUCCUCCGGACAUUGACCCCGCCCGCGUCGUCCGUGCCAUCGGUGAGCUCGCGCGCUGCAUCGGAUCAGAAGGCCUCGUCGCCGGCCAGGUUGUUGAUCUGGAGAUGACAGGCUCAACUGAGACCGUACCUCUUGACCGCCUUGAGUACACCCAUCUCCACAAGACUGCUGUAUUGAUCGAGUCCUCAGUGGUUAUUGGUGCAAUCAUUGGAGGCGGCUCGGAUGACCAGAUUGAGAGGUUGCCGAAGUAUGCGAGAUCAAUUGGGUUGCUGUUCCAGGUGGUUGAUGACAUACUUGAUGUGACCAAGUCAUCAGAGGAGCUAGGGAAGACAGCAGGGAAGGAUUCGGCGAGUGACAAGACGACAUACCCAAAGUUACUAGGGUUGGAGAAAUCACGGGAGUUUGCAGAAAACUUGCUCCGUGAUGCAAAGGAGCAACUUGCUGAUUUCGAUCAAGACAAGGCAGCACCACUAUUGUCUUUGGCCAAUUAUAUUGCCUAUCGGCAGAAGUAA